UCCCGUGACUAAAUUUUAUAAAAGCAGCGAGUAAAACCGUUUAAACUCAGUUGUCAGCAGCCAGCCAGUAAAAAACCCCGAGAGAGGCCAGCACGGAGCGAAUUGCUUUAAAUUAAAUUUAUAAUCACCCUAAAACAAACACAAAAAACAAAGCAAAAUGUCUUCAGAAGUAACCAGCUCCGACAACCCCAUCUAUGGCCCCUUCUUCGGUGUUAUGGGCGCAUCGUCCGCCAUCAUCUUUUCGGCACUCGGCGCAGCUUAUGGCACUGCUAAGUCUGGUACCGGUAUCGCUGCCAUGUCAGUGAUGCGUCCCGAACUGAUCAUGAAAUCCAUCAUUCCUGUUGUCAUGGCGGGUAUCAUUGCCAUCUAUGGUUUGGUUGUCGCUGUGCUCAUUGCUGGUGCGUUGGAAGAGCCCUCAAAGUAUCCCCUGUUCAAGGGCUUUGUACACUUGGGCGCCGGUUUGGCGGUGGGCUUCUCCGGCCUGGCAGCCGGUUUCGCGAUCGGUAUCGUUGGUGAUGCGGGUGUGCGUGGCACAGCACAACAGCCAAGACUGUUUGUCGGCAUGAUUCUGAUUCUCAUUUUCGCCGAAGUGUUGGGUCUCUAUGGCUUGAUUGUGGCCAUUUACCUGUACGCGAAAUAAAUCAAUCGCCCACAACAACAGCAAACAGCAAACCGACAAACAGCCCAGCAAUCGGCAAUAAACAAAAGCAGGUAGAACAACAACGCCAACCGGCAACCACACCCCACCAUCAGCACUCACCCAUUCACACAUUGUGCAGCAGUAGCAGCAGCAGCAGCAGUCCUGGCGAUCGGUGCCUGUAUCAGCUUUAGGUAGACUUCGAGCAGUGCCGUUUGUAUAUAGCAAAAACAACAACAAGAACAAAAAAAACAAUUUCAUAUUCACUGUAUCUGCAUCUGCGGAUUAGUGCUGGUGUGUGUUGCCACAUAUUUGGCAUGCAAAUGUUGUCCGCCAUUUGCUGGUGCAUUGUUCGUUCAGUUUAGUUUUUAUUUUCCGUUCAAAUCUGUCAAUCAAUUUGCAGUUAAGUUCAUAAAGUUGUACAUUUCUUAUGAUUUACUUUUCAAUAUCAA
This is a messenger RNA of Scaptodrosophila lebanonensis, 1089 nucleotides long. It is a transcript of the gene Vha16-1, whose product is annotated as V-type proton ATPase 16 kDa proteolipid subunit. The coding region runs from base 158 to 640 and encodes 160 amino acids. Gene Ontology annotation, cellular component: proton-transporting V-type ATPase, V0 domain. NCBI's taxonomy places the organism in Eukaryota, Metazoa, Arthropoda, Insecta, Diptera, Drosophilidae. The transcript is spliced from 4 exons. Gene Ontology annotation, molecular function: proton-transporting ATPase activity, rotational mechanism. Gene Ontology annotation, biological process: proton transmembrane transport. The record is from RefSeq and is a predicted model, not a curated record.